AUGAAGUUAUAUGCACUAUUUGUUCUCUUGACUUUAAAUGAAAAGGACACCAAUAUCAGAUGGAAAUAUGUAAUUCUAGACAAUUUAAAGGAAGGAACUCCAGGGUCAACAGAUAUAAAGGGAGGAAUUCCAGGGUCAACAGGUAGCUGGUCUUAUCAAUUUGGGGGAAAUCAGCCGGCAAAUGGACUUGAUAUAAAGGGAGGAAUUCCAGGUUCAACAGGUAUAAAUGGAGGAAUUCCAGGGUCAACAGAUAUAAAGGGAGGAACUCCAGGGUCAACAGAUAUAAAGGGAGGAACUCCAGGGUCAACAGAUAUAAAGGGAGGAACUCCAGGGUCAACAGGUAGCUGGUCUUUUCAAUUUGGGGGAAAUCAGCCAGUGAAUGGACUUGAUAUAAAGGGAGCAACUCCAGGGUCAACAGAUAUAAAGGGAGGAAUUCCGGGCCCGACAGAUAUAAAAGGAGGAACUCCAGGGUCAACAGGUAGCUGGUCAUUUGGUGGAAAUCAGCCGGUAAAUGGACUUGAUAUAAAGGGAGGAACUCCAGGGUCAACAGAUAUAAAGGGAGGAAUUCCGGGCCCGACAGAUAUAAAUGGAGGAACUCCAGGGUCAACAGGUGGCUGGUCCUAUCAAUUUGGUGGAAAUCAGCCGGUGAAUGGACUUGAUAUAAAGGGAGGAACUCCAGGGUCAACAGCUAUAAAGGGAGGAAUUCCGGGCUCGACAGAUAUAAAUGGAGGAACUCCAGGGUCAACAGGUGGCUGGUCUUAUCAAUUUGGUGGAAAUCAGCCGGUGAAUGGACUUGCUAUAAGGGGAGGAACUCCAGGGUCAACAGAUAUAAAGGGAGGAAUUCCGGGCCCGACAGAUAUCAAAGGAGGAACUCCAGGGUCAACAGGUAGUUGGUCAUUUGGUGGAAAUCAGCCGGUGAAUGGACUUGAUAUAAAGGGAGCAACUCCAGGGUCAACAGAUAUAAAGGGAGGAAUUCCGGGCCCGACAGAUAUAAAAGGAGGAACUCCAGGGUCAACAGGUAGCUGGUCAUUUGGUGGAAAUCAGCCGGUGAAUGGACUUGAUAUAAAGGGAGGAACUCCAGGGUCAACAGAUAUAAAUGGAGGAACUCCAGGGUCAACAGGUGGCUGGUCCUAUCAAUUUGGUGGAAAUCAGCCGGUGAAUGGACUUGAUAUAAAGGGAGGAAUUCCGGGCCCGACAGAUAUAAAAGAAGGAACUCCAGGGUCAACAGGUAGUUGGUCAUUUGGUGGAAAUCAGCCGGUGAAUGGACUUGAUAUAAAGGGAGGAACUCCAGGGUCAACAGAUAUAAAUAGAGGAACUGCAGGGUCAACAGGUGGCUGGUCCUAUCAAUUUGGUGGAAAUCAGCCGGUGAAUGGACUUGAUAUAAAGGGAGGAACUCCAGGGUCAACAGAUAUAAAGGGAGGAAUUCCGGGCUCGACAGAUAUAAAUGGAGGAACUCCAGGGUCAACAGGUGGCUGUUCUUAUCAAUUUGGUGGAAAUCAGCCGGUGAAUGGACUUGAUAUAAAGGGAGGAACUCCAGGGUCAACAGAUAUAAAGGGAGGAAUUCCGGGCCCGACAGAUAUAAAAGGAGGAACUCCAGGGUCAACAGGUAGCUGGUCAUUUGGUGGAAAUCAGCCGGUGAAUGGACUUGAUAUAAAGGGAGGAACUCCAGGGUCAACAGAUAUAAAGGGAAGAAUUCCGGGCCCGACAGAUAUAAAAGGAGGAACUCCAGGGUCAACAGGUGGCUGGUCCUAUCAAUUUGGUGGAAAUCAGCCGGUGAAUGGACUUGAUAUAAAGGGAGGAACUCCAGGGUCAACAGAUAUAAAGGGAGGAAUUCCGGGCCCGACAGGUGGCUGGUCUUAUCAAUUUGGUGGAAAUCAGCCAGUGAAUGGACUUGCUAUAAGGGGAGGAACUGCAGGGUCAACAGAUAUAAAGGGAGGAAUUCCAGGCCCGACAGAUAUAAAUGGUGGAACUCCAGGGUCAACAGGUGGCUGGUCCUAUCAAUUUGGUGGAAAUCAGCCGGUGAAUGGACUUGAUAUAAAGGGAGGAACUCCAGGGUCAACAGAUAUAAAGGGAGGAAUUCCGGGCCCGACAGAUAUAAAUGGAGGAACUCCAGGGUCAACAGAUAUAAAAGCAGGAACUCCAGGGUCAGCAGGUGGCUGGUCUUAUCAAUUUGUGGGAAAUCAGCCGGCGAAUGGACUUGGUAUAAAUGGAGGAAUUCCAGGUUCAACAGAUAUAAAAGCAGGAACUCCAGGGUCAGCAGGUAGCUGGACUUAUCAAUUUGUGGGAAAUCAGCCGGUGAAUGGAAUUGGCAUAAAUGGAGGAAUUCCAGGUUCAACAGAUAUAAAAGCAGGAACUCCAGGGUCAGCAGGUAGCUGGUUUUAUCAAUUUGUGGGAAAUCAGCCGGCGAAAGGACUUGGUAUAAAUGGAGGAAUUCCAGGUUCAACAGAUAUAAAAGGAGGAACUCCAGGGUCAACAGGUAGCUGGUCUUAUCAAUUUGGGGGAAAUCAGCCGGUGAAUGGACUUGGCAUAAAUGGAGGAAUUCCAGGGUCAACAGGUAUAAAUGGAGGAAUUCCAGGGACAACAGAUAUAAAGGGAGGAAUUCCGGGCCCGACAGAUAUAAAAGGAGGAACUCCAGGGUCAACAGGUAGCUGCUCAUUUGGUGGAAAUCAGCCGGUGAAAGGACUUGAUAUAAAGGGAGGAACUCCAGGGUCAACAGAUAUAAAUGGAGGAACUCCAGGGUCAACAGGUGGCUGGUCCUAUCAAUUUGGUGGAAAUCAGCCGGUGAAUGGACUUGAUAUAAAGGGAGGAACUCCAGGGUCAACAGCUAUAAAGGGAGGAAUUCCGGGCUCGACAGAUAUAAAAGGAGGAACUCCAGGGUCAACAGGUAGCUGGUCAUUUGGUGGAAAUCAGCCGGUGAAUGGACUUGAUAUAAAGGGAGGAACUCCAGGGUCAACAGAUAUAAAUAGAGGAACUCCUGGGUCAACAGGUGGCUGGUCCUAUAUAUUUGGUGGAAAUCAGCCGGUGAAUGGACUUGAUAUAAAGGGAGGAACUCCAGGGUCAACAGAUAUAAAGGGAGGAAUUCCGGGACCGACAGAUAUAAAUGGAGGAACUCCAGGGUCAACAGGUGGCUGGUCUUAUCAAUUUGGUGGAAAUCAGCCGGUGAAUGGACUUGAUAUGAGGGGAGGAACUCCAGGGUCAACAGAUAUAAAGGGAGGAAUUCCGGGCCCGACAGAUAUAAAAGGAGGAACUCCAGGGUCAACAGGUAGUUGGUCAUUUGGUGGAAAUCAGCCGGUGAAUGGACUUGAUAUAAAGGGAGGAACUCCAGGGUCAACAGGUAACAUAUAUAAAUAUAUAUGUCAUAUAUGUACAUGAUUUGUGAGCUUUACUUGCAAUACCCUGCCUGACCAAUGGGAGUGCUGUUAACUGGACCUACACCCACAUAAUAAUAACACUUUAG
This is a messenger RNA of Bufo gargarizans (Asiatic toad), 3457 nucleotides long. RefSeq names its product collagen alpha-1(IV) chain-like. The transcript has 96 exons. Bases 1 to 3372 code for a protein of 1123 amino acids. The record is from RefSeq and is a predicted model, not a curated record. Lineage: Eukaryota; Metazoa; Chordata; Amphibia; Anura; Bufonidae.